Tigriopus californicus is the source of this 3094-nucleotide messenger RNA. RefSeq names its product glutamate-gated chloride channel alpha-like. Lineage: Eukaryota; Metazoa; Arthropoda; Copepoda; Harpacticoida; Harpacticidae. Gene Ontology annotation, molecular function: extracellular ligand-gated monoatomic ion channel activity; neurotransmitter receptor activity; transmembrane signaling receptor activity. Gene Ontology annotation, cellular component: neuron projection; synapse; membrane. The record is from RefSeq and is a predicted model, not a curated record. The transcript is spliced from 4 exons. Gene Ontology annotation, biological process: regulation of membrane potential; chemical synaptic transmission; signal transduction. Bases 847 to 2526 code for a protein of 559 amino acids.
AGGCCGCUAUUCACCCUCUUAUUUCCAGCCUUCGUGAAAGGCCGUUUGACGAGCCUUGAGACAAGGCCAAAGACGAACGAUCUUUUGCCUCGGAGAAUCUAGGGUCUGGCUAGGAGAAUAUUGGGAACAAUUUAGUACUUAGAACAUAUUGGGUUGAGUUGGAGUGGGGGAAAAGCCCCUUUUCGAGCGGCUUCUCUAUUGGCCAACUCCAUUGAGUAUGGUGGAUCUCAAGACGUUCAAGAAGUUGUGUUUGUUCGACGACAGAUUUUGAUACCACAGUCCUGCUCAGUAUCAUCAUGAUUAACAACAUGAUAUAGAACUUGGUGGCCUUUGUUACUUUGAGCACGCAGGAAAUUGGAGUCGUUCCCUUCGCUGAAGCUCCUCGGCAAGAAAAUGAAUACAUCCAAGGCCCGACCAAGUCUGCAUGGCGACCGUAAUCACUAUCUAUGAGCUUUCGGUCGUCGCAUUGGAUGAGAUCGAGGAGAAAUGUGGGUGACAAAGUUCGACAAUCGUUUCCCACUUACAACGAGCAUUGGAAGAGCCUUUUAUCUUUGCGAGCUGCUCAACGGAAGACUUGACCAAAAAAACUCCCUCCCUCCCUGCCAUCAUUCUAAGAAGAGGAGAAGACCAAAUCGUCACUUGGCUAGUGAAAUCAAGGCCAAACUCGUGGUUGCGACACUUUAGAAGCCCCCUUUUUCGCCACUCCCGGAUAUCGUCAUUGAACCGUCUUCCUCUUUUUUCCCUUUCCUCUCUUUCUCUUUCUCUUUUCUUCCCUGGGUUUUCCACAAUGGACUAAUAAAGCCAAGUCUCCAAAUUAAAGGCCACUCACUCGGUUGAGCCGUCAAAAUGGCGAGGCAAUUAUCUUCAUUACUGGUCAUUAUUUUCUGGGCCAACGGUUGUCAGAGUGGGAUGCCACGGUGUGACGGCAAGGGCAUUGAUUUCUCGCUCACGCCCUAUUGCCUCCCACAGGAUUACAACAAAGACAUCGUUCCGCCCACGGAUGGCCCCCUGUACAUCAACGUGGACAUCUGGGUGUUCGAGGUGUCAAAAAUUGAUGACAUAUCACUCUCCAUGACCUUCGAGCUUUACUUCGAUCUCACAUGGAAAGAGACCCGUCUAAACAUCAAUGAGUCCUCCGAGGAAUGGAGCGAUAAAGGUGUAAUGGGCUCCACGAAUUUUGUUCAAUCCAUUUGGCUACCUGAUAUUCAGAUUCUGAAUCUCAAAGAGUUCCGCAAAAGGACCAUUGUCACGGAUGUGGCGGGAUUGAUCAUCUUCAAGGAUAAACGAGUGCUCUACACAAUUUCCACGGAGGCCGUCAUAUCAUGUCCAAUGAAGUUCAGUGCCUACCCUUUGGACCAUCAGGAAUGUAAAUUCAAUGUUGGGAGCUACAUCCACGAUGCUACCCAGAUCUUCUUUAACGGAACCUUUGGUCACGAUGUCAAGAAUCAGAGGGCUCAGCAAUACGAAAUCGGCAUUCUUCCCUUAGAUGAUGCAGACAAGACCAUUGUAUGGGUCAACAGAAAUUAUUCUCAGACCGGCUUCAAGAUUAAUCUUAUUCGAAGACGAACCCCUGUGCUUCUACAAACCUAUCUUCCCUCCGGACUUUUUGUCAUUGUGUCUUGGAUCUCUUUCAUAGUACCUCCAGAAGUUGUGCCAGGUCGAAUGGCUUUGCUUGUGACCCUAUUCCUGGUGCUGGUCAACAUCUUCACUCAUGUGUCGGAUAACGCUCCCAAAGCUGAGGGGUUGACUGCCGUCGAAACUUGGGUGGUCAUGUGCAUCCUUCACGUGUUCUGUGUGCUUUCCGAAUAUGCCAUCAUUCUGAAGAUCAUUCAAGUGGAGAAGCGGAGGAAUGAACGGACGCAGAAGAUCAUCACCAAGUCUCAUAAUCACCUGUUCAGACCUCAAAACAGUAACGGGGAUCACAACCACUUCCCUCCUCCGGCAGCUCGAUCCGUGCAGCAUCAGAUCUCACAAAGAGUCCACAGCGGCUCAUCCACGCCGCUCGAGCAGAUCUUCCAGACGGAUCCGGAUUUUGGGCACAACCCUCCGUCAGAUUCACCACCGUCCGGUUCAAGUGGAACCACCGAACAUCCCCACCACUCCCAUUUGCAUCAUCGUCAUCUCAAAGAUUUCUCCGUUUACUCGCCCACGGGGACUGCGGGGGGUCCGAUCACCCACCACGUGCUUCACCACGCUUCCAGCCACAACGACUUGCUCAAUAGCCAUCAUAACAACAAAUGCCCUCUUCAUCGCAAGAUGGACAGUGAACAAGAGACGUCAUGGAACGGCCUCGACUUCAGCGUGACACGCCCUGUGGGUUCAACCCGCAUAUCGAAUGGUGUGAGAGGCUUAAGUGACGUAGGUGGGGCCAUUGUCAUGCAGAGACUCUCCCGAGAGCAACGCGACAAGUAUGAACGCGUGGAUAAUAUUGCUAUGUGGCUGUUUCCAAUUAUUUUCUUUGCGGUCAAUGUGUGUUAUUGGUCCUAUUUCCUACUCUUCAACGAAAUGAUCCAAGAUCUUUGGUAGAAGAAGGAGUUGGAAAAAACAAUCAUCGCACCCACAUGUGACCUUGAGCAGUUCGCGCCAAAGGUUUGAGGUGGGAGUGAGUUCUUAGCACUGUUUGAGAAAUUGGCCAAGUUUUUGUCAAUGGCCAAUGGGAAAGUGCGGAUCGUGAACGAUGGAUAUCCUCAUCCGUAAAUCCGUGAGAGUCAUCUCGCCAGCCUCAUCGUUCGUUAUCCAGCCUUGCACUACCUACCUACCCAUGAACCAUACGUACAGUAUAAGGCAACCCAAACUUCUCAUCACAUCAACUCUUCAAGUAAAAUAAUAAGAUUACGAGGAUUGGAAGCAAAAAGUUAUUCCAAUCGGAUGUUCGGCUUCCCCUACCUUCCAUCUCUUCCUGCACGCACCUAUCAUACCGUUGAUAUUACUUUUGGGUGACUUCAGCACGCCAACUGAAGAACGGCUAUUUGGUUGACAAUGAAUAGUUGAUGACCGAUGAGUGAAAGUUAUCACCUAGACACUCAUAAUCCUAAUCCAUCUUCAUAGUACUAUACGCUGAACUAUGACUAGAAAAUAAAUUCUUACCAGCUCA